Molecule: messenger RNA, 5672 nt
Organism: Marchantia polymorpha subsp. ruderalis
Lineage: Eukaryota; Viridiplantae; Streptophyta; Marchantiopsida; Marchantiales; Marchantiaceae
Source: the annotation of a GenBank genome assembly
GAAACAGGUCUGCUGCCGGUUCUGCAAAUCUGCACUGCCAGGCACGCCGAUUGCAAUGAGUUGCGGAGCUUAGCAAGCAAAAUGUCUCAAAAAAUGUAUUCUAAGGAAGACUUUACCGUACCUGAUCUUAGCGUGGGCACAUGUAAGAACUUAUGGACCUCUACUACCGCAGCCUCGAGAUCUAUCCCUUCUUAACAAACUCCCUUGCGCACAGAAUUUACACCAGACAACCACGCUGCUAUUAAAUCAGCAGUUCAAUAAAAAGCAGAUAAAUUGUUAUGAUUCUUUCACAAAUAGUACCCAUCAGAUGAAAUUUAUCACAGAUGACAAAGUUUGACUGAGGUGCCGAUCGCAAUGAUGGGAUGGCGUCUCGCAGCGACUGUCAGCCGACGUUGGUCACCAAGCUGUGUCAAUUUGGAAAGCUUGGACCUCAGCUUCAGCACGUCGCACGUCGCAGCUGGUAAGAUUUGUCGACACUUGGUGGGUGCUGUGCUCGGGAGUCUUUCUCGUCAAUAUGAUUGAAGAUGCCCUAUGAUUAGAUUCAUGGCAUUUACUUAUGAUCAGUCUUCGACCGAAGGUGAGAGUGGAUAUUAGUCUGCUGCGAGAUUUUCCGUAGGAUAUCCGUGCCUCUUCUGCCUCAGCUUGCCACAGCCAAAAUGCCCAGAUUUUUAGAAGCCCAGGCCAAGAUGAAGAUGGAUAUGGCAAACGCUUACGGCAGCGAGAAGGUCGGUGGUUUGACUGGACUUGGUGCCUUUGUGCGCUGGUCGAAAUUCUAGGAUGCUUAGCUCGCAGAGUUGUUGGGGUACAGGUUCUUGAGAGGUGGACUCGCUCGCAGGCAGCCAGUCGAUGUUUGUUAUGCAUUUUGCCAUGUGCAUUGCAUUUCCAGAAACCACCGCUCCGAAUUAUUGACCUUCACGUCGACGAGCAGCACGCAGCCGAGGCCGACCACCAUCAUCAAAAGGAUCUGAAAAUAACACCACGCGGGGACAUUGUAGCACGAGAAGGACGUUCACCAGCAGUGGCGUAUUAUCCUGAUGUUCCCCACCACUACCUCACGCACGAAGACAUCAGCCACGCGCAGGGUUCUCUAGAUAUCGGCCCAAUCAAGAGACGAGUUCCGAUCUCACUCAUGAGGGGACGAACGCAGCUGAACAGGCGAGAUCCACGAGCGCCAUCUUACGCAUUUCGAGGUGUUCUGCCGAAUGAGUAUCGACAAUGAAAAGCGGGUUCCCUGUGGAUGUGCCCCACCUAAAGACCUUCUCCAUGUUUCACAGAAUUUCCCUCAUCGAUCGGCCUUCCAGGACCCUCCCUACACAUGCAUGAGCCGUGGUUUUUAGAAAGGAAGCCUGAUAACGAUUCUGUACGACGGACCCCUUUUGAGGUUAUAUUCUUCUUGGCAGUAGGUAUCAUAACAUGUUUUCCGCAGCCUCAUCGUCGCCACCAGACCAGUGGGAGUAGCUACCACCCACUCAUGUUCACGGAAUCCCUUCCAUCGAAAAGUAAAUCGCAAUUCUCGUUCUUAUCCACUUCACACGGUCGCUGAACAACUGUACAUGUUAAAGAUGCCCUUUCUUCCGUUGUUAUGGCUCCAAAUGCAUCUGCCUGCGUGUACUUGAGAACCAGGCAACCUCGAUUUCCAAUCUAUGCGCUGACGUCUGUUUUUAUCCUCCGGACUGAGGGAGCCUGAAACAUUUAGUUUCCUGUCGACUUUGAUCACCUUCGAAGGGGUUAAUGAAAUAUAUUGUUCAUUAUUUUGCUCAUUGGCUUAAUUUAAUGGAUCAUAUUUUGUUCAGUGGUUGUGGUUGAUUUCGACACCUAAUGUUUCUUUGAGAAACGGAUUUGGGAAAGCAUACAUUUGCAAUUGGUACAGAGAAAAAUCUAUCGACGGUGAAAUCUGAUUUGUGCACACGCUUGCUUCGGCACCUCAGCGUAAGGCAGAUAUUUCCCGAAGCUGAUGAUUUGCCCAAUCUUCGGCCUCUUGUCGCCGUGAUAUUUAGUAUUAUAUGUAUUCAUUAUGUCUCCGAUCCACUAGCUUCAGUAACAAGCUCGACGAGUAGGGCACGAGUGACAAUCGCAGAAGCGACAAGCCUUCAACCACCAUCGGGAAUCCGCCCCUACGGAGGUCUUCUCCAGAGGAAGAGACGAGCAACUUCACGCACCACUAGGCACUAGGAGGUCGAAAAAGUGAUUUUGGACUCGGAGCAUCUGACCGACUCCCACUUUACUAUGGUAUAUGCUAUAUGAAGGAUCAGAUGUGUCGCACGUGCAACAUGGGUUUGAAGACCGAGGUUUCUUUCCACUUCUUGAUCCGUGUUGGCUUCACGCCAAGUGAGACUUUGUCUGGCGAUUUGUACAUUUUAAGGCGUAUCGUAAAUGAUUUGAUCUGGGGUACUGCGGGUCCACCAUACGAAAGAGUGCUGUACCUUUCGAUCGCAGGUGUCUAGUUGGAAGAAGACAUCGAUAGUACAGCAAUCGAUGCCUUCUCCCACCUUGAUCAUCGUGUUAGUCUUUCGCUUUUCUUCUUGAUCACACUGAUCCAUUCUCGUGAAUGAUCUUAAAAGGUGCAGCAAAGUGUUUCAGCUUCGCUGUAUUGACCAGAAGACAUAUCGCCUGUUGCUUUCGGAAGUUGGGAAUGCAUAUAGCGCUACCCUGUCUCGCCACCGACCCCCUGGACGGACUAUUUGAAUAAGUAGCUUUCUUGGAAUCAUGAGCUUGACUGAAGGAGAUGAAGCUGCUUCCAAUGCAGCAAUGCCGAUUCACAGGUCGCCAUCGAGACCCCAGCUCGACCUAAGUGGAGCAGCAAUACAUGGCUCCACCGACGACAAAAGUCCAGCAAUUGUUCUGCCAAACCAGAGCGACGAACUUAGCCAUUUUGCAAUUGAUAUUGGUGGUUCAUUGGUGAAGUUAGUCUAUUUUUCCAGGCAAACGGAGUCUUCUCUUGUUUGUGGGUCCCCUCCACAUAAGGUACCCGGUGGAGAAGAUCGACAAAAGGAAGCCUACUAUGAUGGUUGGCGGAAACAUCCAAUCAUGGGUGGUCGACUGCACUUUGUAAAGUUUGAAACCUCCAAGCUGAAUGAGUGCUUGGACUUUAUUCAGCAGAAAAAACUACACUGCUCGAAUCCUGAAGAUAUAGGUGGCCUGGAGUCACCAGCAGCUGCUAAUGGAACCAGGCAAGGAGCCACCAUCAAGGCCACAGGUGGUGGAGCCUUCAUGUUUGCUGAAGUUUUCAAAGAAAGACUUGGAGCUACACUGGACAAAGAGGACGAGAUGGAUUGCUUGGUCGCUGGAGCGAAUUUUUUGUUGCGAGCAAUACGCUAUGAAGCUUUUACGCACUUGAAGGGACAGAAGCAGUUUGUGCAAAUUGAUCGCAAUAAGUUAUAUCCUUACCUUUUGGUCAACAUCGGUUCCGGCGUAAGUAUGAUCAAGGUUGAUGGAGAUGGUGUUUUUCAAAGAGUGAGUGGGACGAAUGUGGGUGGCGGUACUUUCUGGGGACUGGGCCGGCUUUUAAUGAAGUGCAAGACGUUUGAUGAAAUACUGGAAUUGAGUCGGGGAGGGGACAACAGCAACAUAGAUAUGCUCGUUGGAGAUAUUUAUGGCGGUCUUGAUUAUAGCAAGAUUGGACUCUCCUCCACAACUAUAGCAUCAAGCUUCGGCAAGGUGAUCUCGGGCGACAAGGACCUCUCGGAAUAUAGACGAGAAGAUCUUGCUCUUUCUCUUCUCCGGAUGAUCUCGUACAACAUUGGACAGAUCGCAUAUCUGACUGCUCUUCGGUUUGGGCUGAAGCGUAUCUUCUUUGGGGGAUUUUUCAUUCGUGGUCAUGCUUACACAAUGGACACCAUAUCUGUUGCCAUCAAUUACUGGUCAAAAGGAGAAGCUCAAGCAAUGUUCUUGCGACAUGAAGGGUAUUUGGGUGCACUUGGAGCGUUCUUAAGCUAUGACAAGCAUGGCCUUACCACCUUGACCUCACAUCAGUGUGUCGAACGAUUUCCAAUGGGUGCACCUUAUGCAGGAGGAGAAAUACACGGUCCUCCAAUUCGAGACCUUAACGAGAAGAUCACCUGGAUGGACAAAUUUAUCAAAAAAGGCAUAGAAAUUACAGCACCCACACCAACAGCAGUCCCUACUACUACAGGACUUGGUGGAUACGGACGUCCACUGUCACGAGCCCUGUCGUUACGCUCAGACUCCAGUGCAGCUCUUAAUGUUGGUGUGCUGCACUUUGUCCCAUCGCUAGAAGUCUUCCCUCUCCUUGCCGAUCCAGACAAAUAUGAACCAAAUACCGUGGACCUUAGUGACUCAGUGGAGAGAGAGUAUUGGUUCAACAUUCUCGCAAAUCAUUUGCCAGACCUUGUUGAGAAGGCAGUUGCUAGUGAGGGAGCCACUAGCGAUGCAAAGAGAAGAGGAGAUGCAUUUGCCCAAGCUUUUCGCGCUCAUCUUGCAAGACUUAGUGAAGAACCCGCGGCCUAUGGAAAAUUAGGUCUUGCAAAUAUUUUUGAGAUGAGAGAAGAAUGUCUACGAGAGUUUCACUUCACAGAUGCAUACCGAGCCAUCAAAGAAAGAGAAAAUGAAGCAGCUUUGGCAGUUCUACCUGAUCUGCUUUCAGAACUCGACUCCAAGACACCUAAUGAUAGGAUACUAGCGCUUAUAGAAGGAAUAUUAGCUGCCAACAUAUUUGACUGGGGAUCCAAGGCAUGUCUCGAAUUAUAUCGGGAGGGUACCAUUAUCGAGAUCUAUAAAAUGAGUCGAGACAAAAUGCAGCGACCGUGGCGGGUGGAUGACUUUGAUUUGUUCAAAAAGCGUUGGAUUGGUGAGGAAGGUGCUAUCACACCAAAACCACAUAAGAGAGCUCUUUUGUUCGUGGACAAUUCCGGUGCUGACAUUAUGCUAGGGAUGCUUCCCUUUGCAAGAGAACUUUUGAGACGUGGAACAGAGGUGGUGCUUGUUGCAAACUCUCUACCAGCCAUUAAUGAUUUAGUUGCCGCUGAAUUGCCUGCCAUCAUAGCAGCUGCUGCAAAGCACUGUGACAUUCUUCGGAAGGCCGCAGAAGCAGGUGGAUUGUUGUUUGGACUUCCAUCUACCAGUGAUAAUGAUAGCCAAGAAUGUCAAAAUGGAUCUGUGCCGCCGUUAUUUGUAGUAGCAAAUGGAAGCGGUAGUCCAUGCAUAGACUUCCGGCAAAUUAGCUCCGAGGUUGCUGAUCUAGCCAAAUCUGCAGAUCUGGUGGUUUUGGAGGGCAUGGGCCGAGCUUUGCACACCAACUAUAAAGCAAAAUUUAAAUGCGACGUUUUGAAGCUUGCGAUGAUAAAAAAUCAAAGGCUUGCAGAGCAACUAGUGGGGGGUAAGAUUUACGAUUGUGUAUGCCGUUAUGAUCCAGGGCAAGAGUUGUAGGUAUACAGCGAAGAAAUAUUGAAGUUCUUCUUACUGUGCUCUCUCCUUGAAAUACGCAAAGUUGGAGCUUUCUAUUAAAGAACAGCUUCCAUUGGUAGUGGUCGAGAUGUGCAAGUCUCGCCUAGUACGUCCACCUCAUCCAUGUAUGUGAGAUAGAUAUGUGUGUGGAUGUUUUGGCUCUUAUAAGACUAUUAAGCAUCGUCUAGUCCGUAUAACAAAGCUGUUUUUUAGGGCUUUGCUCAGAGUUCAAUCUUCCUGUCUGUCCAUCACACGCACUAAAAAUCAGC